Coniophora puteana RWD-64-598 SS2 is the source of this 849-nucleotide messenger RNA. RefSeq lists its product as uncharacterized. The coding region runs from base 70 to 849 and encodes 259 amino acids. The record is from RefSeq and is a predicted model, not a curated record. Lineage: Eukaryota; Fungi; Basidiomycota; Agaricomycetes; Boletales; Coniophoraceae. The transcript has 7 exons.
GAUGAUGUGUGUUUAUUUCGUCGCUGCUGAGCGUAGCGCCACGGUGUGCACCAGUGUGAUUCUCUAGUGAUGUUGGAUGCGCGUGGAUAUUCGUGGAGACGAUGGUGGACGUACGAUGAGCGAGAUGCGUCGGACGUUGAGAUGUCACGCCCGCGAGACGCGGAGGGCCAGCCUGAAGUCAGGUACAGUCUGGUACAGUCAGGGAUGGGGAUGAGACUCGGAUCCGAGCUGGACGUCGGCGGGAUGCGGGCUUCCGACGUCGGUCGGCUGGCGUGGUGGCGUGAUGGGAUUAGACGUUCGAUUCCGUCGCGACCUGGAUCUGCUGUAGUAGGAGCCCGGGAUGCCGGUGAUAUACCGAAGUGUAUGAUGUCAAGGGCUAAUAUAACUCACAAGGAUACAUGCUUAGCAAGGCUCGACGAGAAAUUCGGCGCGUUUUACAGCUCUUCAGGCCUGUUUGACGAGUCACGCGUGGGUCAAGAGUUGAUAGAUGUCAGCGAGCCCGGUCCGCCGAGGACUGUACUGGGAAAAAAGACGCUGCUCCUGCGUGCCAAGGGAUUCAGAGUGGAGUCGAUAACCGUUAAAACUUUGAGGAAGAUCCGAAGUAAUCUUGCAGGGUUCUCAUCGUUGAUAAUGAACCACAUGCUAGACCACUGGCAUAUGAAUCGCUCUGCCGUGGCACCCAUUGAUGUCAUGCCGAGCACAGCUGCGGGGAAGCGAGGUCGGCGGGUACUUACAAAGAAAGACGAGAUAGUCGGAUCUGAGUCGUGCAUGUUUCAGACAUGGGUGCUGAACACAUUCACCGACGAACGUUGGAACGUUGGACAGCCUGAAUGGUUUGUUCGCGUCUAG